This is a messenger RNA of Exophiala xenobiotica, 1462 nucleotides long. RefSeq lists its product as uncharacterized. Bases 111 to 965 code for a protein of 284 amino acids. The transcript has a single exon. NCBI's taxonomy places the organism in Eukaryota, Fungi, Ascomycota, Eurotiomycetes, Chaetothyriales, Herpotrichiellaceae. The record is from RefSeq and is a predicted model, not a curated record.
GUGUCUGGCAUGCGACGAGUUAAUCAUGCCUCUCACUCUCUGUGUCCACACAGUGUUCUGUCUCUCCUUUCCCUACAAAAUACACCCUCCCUCUUAUACCUAGGUAUACAAUGGCGACCGAAGCCUGCUGCACCUGCGCGACUCUCCUCGCCGAAUCCAAAGUCCCCUACGACCCCUCGUCCGAGAAACCGCUCCUCUACAACCGGCGUCUGUCCUGCUGCUCCCGCGAAAUCUGCGCCUUGUGCCAGUACAAGAAUCCACGCUUCCAAUCCUACUGCCCCUUCUGCCAGAUCUCCUCGGGCCCGUCGGCCUUACCCAAGGAAGGUCUACGAUUACCACCAUCCUAUACCAAAACUGCCACUGCCUCCUCUACCCUCGGCGGCGCCCGAGGCCCUCCCUCGCCGCCACCACCAUACGAAGACCACACAUAUCAAACGAGAACAUCCUCACCUGGGCUGACGGGAGACACCAACACCAACCCCAACAAUGACAACACAUCCCCACCCGAAACCACCGAAACAGACGACACAAUCCACCACAUCAGCCCAGACGACUCCCUCCCGUCGCUCUCCCUGGCAUACAAAGUCCCCGUCCCCGUGCUCCGCCAGCACAACAAUUUGUACUCCGACGGCCUCCUCGCCGCGCGGAAAUGGGUCCUCAUCCCUCGAACCCACUACGACGGCCCGCCGUUAUCCACACCGCCCGACCCCGUUGAGGAAGCACGCAAGACGAAACUGCGCCGGUGGAUGGUGGCGACCAAAUGUGCCGACUACAGCGUCGCCACGCUCUACCUCAAGGGCAGCGACUACAAUCUGGACCUUGCCGUCGAAGCCUUCAAAGCCGAUGAGGAGUGGGAAAAGAGUCACCCUCUCGAGGACAAGGACAAGGGCAAGGGCUCCCGGACAACAAGUCGCCCAUACGCGCGAGGGCCUCGGGGAGGGAGUAUAUCGGGCCAAUUAUCGUGAAUGAUGACCUGACCAGUACCCGAUACGGCGAUACGGCGAUACGACUGGCACAGUAUACAUUAUGCCUGCAUAGACGCCAGUUUUCGAGUAGGGGGAGUCCUCAUAUGACUCCCCCAUGCGGACUUAGCUACGUUUCGUAGCGGUGAUGACGACAUGAUGAGACGAAACCCACAAAGUGAGGGACAUUCGAGGACGAGAGUAUACGCAACAAGGCGCCGCGGACGGCCCAACGAGCAAGUCGAAGAAACCACAGACACAGCCGCCCGAGAUGCACAGCGAAAUGGCAUCUCCCCGCUCCAGGAUACCGACCAAGGCUCUCAACGGGGAUCUGUACGAUAUAGAUAGACGUGAAAGGGUCGGUCCGUUUUGUUUCUCGAACAGGGCCUUCUGAACGGCCAGCGGGCGGUUAGGUCAAUGAUGUACAACUCUUAGCAACUAUAGACCUUGUAUAGUACGUGUAUCACAAAUUUUAGGCACAAUGUCGAAAUAUAGUAUCG